GAUGCCGACUCCAAAAAUGCAACUAAUUCAUAUUUGUCAUUUGAUAAAUUAAAAUAAUGCACCACCAUGAAUGUCCAAACAAACGCUGAUUUGCAAAAUGCAACCACCCCAUGUUUGUCUUUCGAUUAAUUAAAAUAAUUAGCCAUUAUUCAUCCAUGUGCAACCCAUAGUUCUAUAAAUACCACAUUUCAAAGAAGCAAAAUUCAAAACAAUUUAAAGAGUGAUUUAAUAUCAUGGCAGUUAUAACUUCUGAGUUCGAGAUUGCAUCUUCCCUCCCAGCUUCCAAAUUUUUCAAUGCCUAUCGCGACUUUAACAACAUUGCACCAAAGGUCGAUCCAGAAACAUACAAAACCCUAGUGGACAUCGAAGGUGAUGGAGGCGCUGGAACUAUCAGGGACAUCUCUUUUGGCGAUGUUGAAACUUGACGUUGUAGAUAGCAACAACUUCAGUAUUAUAUACACAAUCUUUGAAGGAGACAUCUUGAUGGGACAACUAGAUUCGAUGACUCAUCAUGUGAAGUUUAUACCUUCACCUGAUGGAGGAUGUGUAUACAAGCCUACCGUUGUGUAUAAUUGUAAAGGUGAAACUCAGCUUCCGGAGGAAGCUCUCAAUAUGGUAAAAGAAGGAUUCAAAAAAACUUUCAACGCGAUUGAGGGUUUAUCCAUGCAAAUCCUCAAACUUAUUGAUCAAUGCUAUAUAUGGUGUGUCAUGUUCUUGGUUCAGUAAAAAUAAAACGGAUUUUAGUCCGGUUAUAUUUUAUAUAUGUACUCGGCUUGUUUGAUAUUUUAUUUUCUUGUAAUUUGAUUUUUAAAUAUAUCA
Molecule: messenger RNA, 819 nt
Organism: Lactuca sativa (garden lettuce)
Lineage: Eukaryota; Viridiplantae; Streptophyta; Magnoliopsida; Asterales; Asteraceae
Source: RefSeq, a predicted model, not a curated record